AUGGCAGAGGAUAGUUGUGCAAAUCCACUGCUGCUGGGCUGGAUCAAGAAGUGGCACGAUGAUGCAGUGGAGAGGAACUUGAAGGGAGCAAGCGUCACGUACAAAAGGGCCUAUAACUCCCUAAAGGCGUGUCCUUUGGAGUUUAGCCAUCCUUCAGAAGCGCAACAGCUUACUGGGCUUGGGCCGAGAAUGUGUGAUCGUUUGACUGAGAAGCUCAAGGAAUACUGUCAAGAGCAUGGCCUUCCUAUGCCAGAACCACCGCAGAAGGGGGCAGCAGUCAAGAAACGGCCGUCUACCGAUGAGCUACCCCAAACCGAGAGCCAGCCUACUAAACGACCAAAGAAAACGAAACCCUACGUUCCAACGUUGCGUUCAGGGCCCUAUGCACUUCUGCUAGGGCUUGCUACGCUAGACAAGAACUCGUCAGUAGGCUUGACCAAAGCUCAGCUCAUAGAAGUUGCGCAGCCCCACGCAGAUGCCUCCUUCACAGCGCCUCCUGAUCCAAACAAGUUUCACACCGCGUGGAAUUCGAUGAAAACCCUCCUUCAGAAAGAUCUUGUCUACGAGCGUGGCAGACCACUGAAGAGAUACCUUCUCACAGACGAAGGAUGGGAAAUUGCGAAACAGAUACAAAAGACGGUGCGGGGCAAUUCACAGGCACCCUCGGAUCCGCGGGGCACCAUUACACCUGAAUCGCGCCUAUCGCAUGUGGAAAAAUCAACUUUUUCGACAAAUGAAUCAGUUUCAAACCGUAUCCCGCGCGCCUUACGAACAAAUGCCAGUGGUUCAAGAUUUAUCCUCCCACGAGACAGCUUCACAAUUGAGCUAGUCCUUGAUACUCGGGAAGUUCGUUCUUGGCAGGAUCGAGAUUACAUCUCAAAUGGACUGGCCAAACGAGGAGUCACGCCGAUGAUCCGUGCUCUAGAGAUUGGAGAUAUCAAUUGGGUUGCAAAAUGCAAGGACCCUAACUUCCUUGCACAAUAUGGUGAACAAGGAGAUGAGGUGGUCCUAGACUGGAUCGUCGAAAGAAAGCGGCUCUCCGAUCUACUUUCCAGUAUAAAAGACGGUCGCUUCCACGAACAAAAAUUCCGCCUUCGUCGCUCGGGAAUUAAAAAUGUAAUAUACCUAGUGGAACUUAUGACUCUUACGAAUGCAAAUAUUGCAAGCAUAAAUCGCGAUAUGGCCGCAAUCACAUCGGCAAUAGCCUCGACGCAGGUCGUCAAUGGUUAUUUCGUCAAGCAAACAAACAGCCUUGAUGAGUCGAUUCGAUACCUUGCCAGAAUGACCAAGUUGCUCCGCGAAAUGUAUAUAGGCUCAGACUACAGUACCCCAGUCAAGCCUAUAGAAGUCACGCCAACCUCGUGCAUUGAAUCACAGAAUACAUACCUUCUGCAGCUGGAGCAGCUCCGCGCUGAGGAACAGCAAAGGCUCAAGGCGUCAUCCACCCCAGGUGCUUUAGAAACCACCUAUACCCUAACUUACAACACGUUCUCAGCUCUGUCAUCUAAGUCAGACAUGCUUACAUUGCGCGAUAUCUUCCUGAAGAUGCUCAUGUGCACUCGUGGCAUAACGGGAGACAAAGCCUUGGAGAUCCAAAGACGAUGGCGUACGCCCCGGGAAUUUGUAAAGGCGUUUGAACGAGUUGGUCCACGAGGACCGGAUGGUAAACCCUCUCCUGCCCAGGAUGACUUGGUCGCAUCAGAGUUGAGCGGCCUAGUUGGGCGAAAGAAGAUCGGGAAGACAUUGAGCAAAAAGAUCGCAGAGGUUUGGGCACCAUGA
Microsporum canis CBS 113480 is the source of this 1779-nucleotide messenger RNA. RefSeq names its product crossover junction endonuclease mus81. Bases 1 to 1779 code for a protein of 592 amino acids. Gene Ontology annotation, cellular component: nucleus; Holliday junction resolvase complex. Gene Ontology annotation, biological process: double-strand break repair via break-induced replication; resolution of meiotic recombination intermediates; DNA catabolic process. The record is from RefSeq and is a predicted model, not a curated record. The transcript has 4 exons. Lineage: Eukaryota; Fungi; Ascomycota; Eurotiomycetes; Onygenales; Arthrodermataceae. Gene Ontology annotation, molecular function: DNA binding; 3'-flap endonuclease activity; crossover junction DNA endonuclease activity.